Molecule: messenger RNA, 1371 nt
Organism: Mesocestoides corti
Lineage: Eukaryota; Metazoa; Platyhelminthes; Cestoda; Cyclophyllidea; Mesocestoididae
Source: the annotation of a GenBank genome assembly
UGGUGGUUGUUAAUUUUUUGCGCGUUGGUCUCAUGGACAAAGUCCGAGCUGGUGUUAUUAUCAACGAGAAAGGUUGUGGUAUUCUCCACAUUAAGUGAAUUAUUAGGAGAACAUGUUAUUCCAGCCACUCGACGUCCAGAUGGCACUUGGAGAAAAGAAAUAAAAGUGAAAGCGGGCUAUAUUCCUCAAGAGGAAGUACCUGCGUAUCUCCCAAAACCCGUGGAACAAAUACGUGAGAAACGGGAGAAGUUUGUUAUCCCCGGUUUAUCUAAGGAGGAUGCUGCUGAAAUAACUCGCCAACGAAGAGCCGCUGAGGCGGCUUCAAAGAAAUUGGAAUCCUCUACUACUAAAAAACGCACUUCGAAAAAAAAGGCCGCUUCCAGUGCAACCGCUAAAACCAAACCGGUAGAAGAUGAGUCUGCGAAGUGUCAGUCUUCUGAGCCAGUUGAUUCUGAAAUGACGAAAGAAGGAGAAGCGGAGAAAUUAAAGCGUCAACUAAGGACCGAACAGAAGCGAUUGCGACAGAUCGCAGAGCUAUCCGAGAGGGCUGCAUCUGGUGAGAAACUGAACCCUGAUCAGCUAGCGAAGCUAGCCCGGCGAACUGAAGUUGAGGCUCUGGUCGCAAUGCUUCAGGCCUCUUGUUCCUUCUAUUAUAGAGUGCAGGUUGAAAAAUCCGGUAUUUAUCCUGAUCAGUUCCAAAAUCGGUCCCACCAAGAAGCUUUACUAAUGUUAUCGAAGGCGCAACACAAAAACUUUGGCAGUGUUUCCUCUCAAGAUGUCAUAAAUCAGACGAAUGCCUUACGAAAGCAAGUGGGGCAGUUGUACGGCACAAGCCAGGUAUCUGCUGCUUUUUAUAAACGUCAAAUGGCCAUGUUUAGCCCACCGCAGUCUCAGCAACAAUUCUCAUCAAGGAAUUUGGCCGAGGUUGCUGUCAGUAGUCUUCUGGGGAACCGAGAACUUAGCGCGCAAGAACUUCAAAGCAUUUCAAAAUACCUUGCUGAAUUUGGCGCUGCAAGCGGAAAGCUUCAGUCAGCUGACAUCAUAAAUGCAGUCAAUGCCGGCACUAUGUCCGCCUUCUUGAAUAACCCGAAAUUGGCUGCGGCCGUAGCGGCAUCCCUCGGUUCUGCUACCCGCGUCUCAGCCGCAACUAGCGUCUCUACUUCCUCGUCAACUUCCGCCCCUCUCACCACUGUAGGCGGCGGCACUUUUCUACCCCCCGCACCCACCGGUUAUCGAGGGAGCAUUACAACAGGCCAAUCAGCUCAGCAGAUUCAGCUGGCUCAACAGCUUGCCGCUCAGCAGCAAGCUGCUGCGCUCUACGCGAGCCGCGUUGCUCCACAAUCACAACAUGACUACACAACGAAUGGAUAA